Molecule: messenger RNA, 3807 nt
Organism: Grus americana (Whooping crane)
Lineage: Eukaryota; Metazoa; Chordata; Aves; Gruiformes; Gruidae
Gene: EXD2
Product: exonuclease 3'-5' domain containing 2
Exons: 9
Coding region: 679-2541 (620 amino acids)
Biological process (GO): nucleobase-containing compound metabolic process
Cellular component (GO): cytoplasm; nucleus
Molecular function (GO): 3'-5' exonuclease activity; nucleic acid binding
Source: RefSeq, a predicted model, not a curated record
UCCGGGCGCCGGUGGCUUCCUCGGCCCAGCUACCGCUUGCUCAUCGAGUCACCCUGACUGCCAACAGCAAGCCUCUCUUCCACUUCAAAAAUCUUCUAUUUUACCAAUACGCGAUACCACAGUAUUAUUUUUUGAGGUGGUAUCCCCGGUUGAAGGCACGCUAACGCCCGUGACCCCGCCAGUUCCCGCUGCUCCGCGCGGAGCUGCCAACACCGGCCCGUCUCCGGGCCGCCGCCCCGAGCACAGUGCCCGAGCCCCCACCCGGGUCCUGCCGCCCCGGGAGCGGCGUAACAGCCACAGAGGCGCUCCGCGGGUACGACCGGGGGCCCCAAGUGACCGAGGUGGCAGCGCACGCCUGCCGCGGAGGAUCCGGACACGGCAGCCCGGAGGCGCCCCGGGGCUGCAGGCCGGGCCGGUACCCAGAGCCGCCGCGCACUCGGCCUCAGCCGCCCGGGCAGCAGCUGCCGUACAACAUGGCAGCGCCCACCUCCCGCUCGCACCGCCGGGAAAGAGGAAGCGUCCGCCACUCUUAAGCCUCCCGGUGUGCGAGGCGACUACCCCGUGGGGAGUUCCUGCUGCCGGACACAACCGUUCCGUGGAGACGCAGGCCAUGAUAAAAUCCUACAGUGCCGUUUUGAGUGGGUGAAGUGAAGGGGGGAAAAAGGGGAAUAAAAAAAAAUGCCCAAGCAAACAGCAGUGACGAUUACUUUGGCAACCCUGCUGGGUAUUGCAGUGGGGGGCCUGGUUUUGUGGAAAGCAACGCAGCGUCGGAAAGGAAAAGCAUGCUGUAGUAGUCAGCAAGAGAAAGCAGUUAUAAACUCGGGAGAUGAAAAACUGAUUAAGGCAGAGGAUAAGGAGGUGCUUUCCUUCUUCAGAUCUCCCACCUUUUCCUGGGUAGAGAGGACCCUUGGUGCAGACAUAGUGAUAGUUUCAGAGCAGGAGGAGUGGGAUCGUGUUGAACCUUUGCUGAAAAAGGAGCUGGAGAAGCGGCCAGUGCUUGGAAUUGAUUGUGAGUGGGUUUCUGUGGAGGGAAGAGCAAAUCCUGUAUCCCUUCUACAGAUGGCUUCUUCCAGUGGCCUCUGCAUUAUUGUUCGGUUGCCCAGGCUUGUUGCCAGUGGACAGACUAUUCCAAAGACUCUGUUGGACAUCAUGGCAGAUAGUGCUGUGUUGAAAGUUGGGGUAGGAUGCUGGGAAGAUGCUUGCAAGUUACUUCAUGAUUAUGGUUUUCCAGUCAAAGGGAGUGUGGAUCUCCGGUAUUUAGCCAUGAGACAGCGGAAGGAUCUACUUCACAACUGCCUUAGCCUUAAGUCUUUAGCUGAAAAAGUCCUGAACUGCCCGCUUGACAAGUCUCCUCAUGUGCGUUGCAGCAACUGGGAGGCAGAAGAACUGACACAAGAUCAGGUUCUCUAUGCUGCAAGGGAUGCCCAGGUCUCCGUGGCUCUGUUCCUUCAUUUGUUGGGAUUUGCCAACCUCCCUGCUACAUCUGAAGGUGAAAACUCUGUUGCUGCUUGGGAAAAAGCACUGGGUAAAUGCCGGGGCUUGGUGGAUAUCCCGUUUAGAGGAAGGAGGAGUGGCAGCACAGGAGAGAAGAGUGGGGAGGGACGCUCCCCUCAGAAAACAAAGAAUCGGAAAUCUUCGGUGAACGGCCAGCCCUCUGUCAGUCAGCAAAUGAGAGAUCCACGGAGGCAGAAGCGAAAGCCUCUGGGCGUGGGAUAUUCUGCAAGAAAAUCUCCGCUGUAUGACAACUGCUUCCUGCAUGCACCAGAUGGACAGCCCCUGUGCACCUGCGAUCGCAAGAAGGCUCAGUGGUAUCUGGACAAGGGGAUCGGAGAGCUAGUUAGCACAGACCCAUUUGUUGUGAAGCUGCGGUUUGAACCAUCAGGACGUCCUGAGUCUCAAGUUGAUUAUUAUCUGACAGUCAAAGAGAACCUGUGUGUUGUAUGUGGCAAGCGAGAGUCCUAUAUCCGGAAGAACAUUGUCCCUCACGAAUACCGAAGACACUUCCCCAUCCAGAUGAAGGACCACAACUCCCAUGACGUGCUCCUACUCUGCACAUCCUGCCAUGCCAUCUCCAAUUACUAUGACAACCAUCUCAAGCAGCAGCUGGCUGAGGAGUUUGGUGCCCCCAUUGGCUCUGAGGAAGGCGUGCGUCUGCUGGAGGAUCCUCUGCGCAGGCAAGUGCGCUCCGGGGCCCGAGCCCUGCUGAAUGCAGACAGCCUGCCUGACCCCCGAAGGGCAGAACUUCUGCAAAGCAUCAAGGACUUCUUUAACACAGAGGCAGUCACCCCAGAGAUGCUCCAGGAAGCAGCUGGUCUGGAAACCAGGAUCUGCAAUGAGAGCUACAUGCCACAUGGACUGAAGGUGGUGCAGUGUUUUGCUAAAGGAGGCCUGCGCUCCCUCAUGCAGUUGGAGAGACGCUGGCGGCAGCAUUUCUUGGACAGCAUGCAGCCCAGGCACCUCCCAGAGCAGUGGUCAGUGGACCAUAACCACAUGAGGCUGAUCCGGAAGUACGGGGAGGAUCUUCACAUUGAGCUGUCAUGAGACUAUCUUCCUGGACUCUAGGUAGUGUCUAAUGGACACACGUAACUGAAGGUGGAAGGACUGGUUUUGUUUCUGUGUCUCCACUAACAUCUGGGCCUGCUUUUGCAAACAGGCAGCAGUGGAUCUGCCAGAUUCGGCAUUUUAUAGAGUUAAAUCCAUUGACUUGAAUUUUCAGAUGGUUUGGAAUUUUUAAUCCUAGUCUGUCACUGGCUAGUUCAGUGCAAGAGUGGUGUGCUAAGGGAACUUGCCUUCUCAGAGUGACUAUGGAGAGUUAUUUUCUACCCCCUAGGAUGGCUGAUGCCUCCAGACCAUCUCUCUUAACACAGAGCACAAUAUACAAACAUUUCCAGGAUAUCCAACAGAUAUAUAUGCACCCUUAGGUGCACCUUGAGAGUCUCCUGAUAAAAGUCGUUGCUUUCAGUGCAGUUGUACUCUGAUGAGUUCUUCUCAGAGAAAACUCCCUGCCAGAGGGAGAUUCCUCGUUUGGAAGUGGCAAAGAAACCUUACCUUUUUUGCAGAUUCUGAGCUGUAUCAGCAUUGCGUAUAGGCCUCAGUGAAUUUCCUGGUGGCAGGUCCCUGAUGAGAAGUGACACUCUUCUGGCAGUAUGGAAGCACCCAUGUCAAGUCUUUUCUUAAACAGCUUCCAGCAACACACAUUCUAUGAAAACAUGUUAUUUCCUACUUCCAGUUGUUUAUCAUGAAUAGGUCUUGGUGGAUACCUUUUCAUAUCAGACUGAAAUGAGGUCAGGUGUCUUAAAAGGGAUGAGAGGAACCAAAUUUUAUUUAAUGACCAGCAUCUUUAAGAGGUCAGACCACGUGUGGCAGAAAACUGGAAAAUCUGGUGUUCUGUUCCUGGAUUUGACUUGUGUGAUGGUGAGCAGGUUAUACUCUCUUCACGCCUGUUUCCCUGUCUCUAAAAUGGGACUAAUAAUACUUACCUAUCUAUCUCACGAGGGUGUCGUGAGGCUUAAUUAAUUCAUGUUUUUGUAAAAUGCUUUGAAAAUAUAAGCUAGUGUCUGUUAAUUAUUACUGUUGUUUUUUAAAAUGUGCUGCUGUCUGACUUUCUUAAAUAGUCAUGUUUUUUGCCUGGUGCUAGAUCUUAGUUAAAUAUAACUUUUUAAAAUAUGUACUGCUUUCUGUGAAAUCACUUUUGAUGAUUUUGAUUGCAUGAGAUGAGUGUGCUUCUUCUGAAUGAUGAAGCUAUGCUCAACUUUUAUAGGUCUUUCUAAAGAAGUUGCAGUAAAACUCUGAAAUCAUACUUCACAC